CAUCUACUCCCCACGAGCAAUAAUCAACAAGUGCUUUGCUUUCUCCUUGACUUUCCAGUUCUCGUAGAUUUCGGCGACUCUGAUCACCGGGCGUGCUUAUGUUUGGGGCUAGAUCCAUUAUUUACUAACUCAUGAUUAGUUCUCGCGCUUUUGCUGUAUGUGGGCGUCGAGAGGGUUGAACGCAAGUUUUGUGAUUCCGUGCCUUGAUGUCGUAGUGUUGAACGCUUUUACACACUCAUUGCGGUAGUGUUUUGUUUCCAUGUCUUGUUGUGGUAAACCUUACUGGUUACUUCUGUCAGUGCUAGUGCUUGCGUGAUUGCCAUCUCAAAAACGGCAAGCACCCCUACUUGUGCGAAAAGGCCUGCACAUAAGCACAUUGAUUAUAUCUAAGAAAGUACACUUCUGGAACUGGAAACCUCAGGAUGCAGUAGUUCCUGGAUUUUACAGCGUUUCUCAAAGUUUCUGUGUGCCGUUAGUAUAAGAGGCCGGGAGCUGAUUUUGAAAAUUAUUAGGAAAAAAAGGCAACCUGAGGUUAUCAACUCUUCGUAAUGACAUUCUGUUAGAUUGUGUUUACAUUCUGACAGAAUCAGGAAGAACUUAUUGCGACUUGAUGCGAACCAAUCUGGUCACCUUCUACCUAGACUUCAAACCAGUGGUCACCUUCUUCCUAGACUUCAAACCAGCUGUGGUCUUGUACCUGUUACUUUUUAAUGAUGGAUUAGAUAUCAUUUUCAUUUAAUAACCAUAUGGAUCAAAUUCAUAAAUCAUGAACUGUGAGUACCUCCUCAGUGUUUGACCUCGCAUUUAUCCCUUUUUCCUAAACCAGUGGAUCUGAAUUUUCCUGGCCCCUUUCCAUGAGUAGCACUACUACCACUCCCAUCACCCCGACGGUUGCGGUUGCAAUUGUCGUGACCCCAACUCCUACUUAUCAGGGUUGAAUAAGCGUGUUAUAGCGUGUCACCGUUCCAGCCACAGAACCAUAGAAAUGCUGGACACAUUAUAUAUCUGAGUACAAAGCUAUGAGCCUAGGAAAGUUUAUGCCGUAUAUUCAACUUUUAAAAAAACGAGAUUUGAAGACGUUGACUCAAAAUGUGUAAAAUGCAUGUCAGCUCAAAAAAAAAAUGCAAAAUACUUCUCGGCUCACAACAGAAAGGGUGCAAAAUUAUUGUCAACUCAUGAUCUGAUGCCUCCAUAGCUAUUGUUUGACACCCUUAAAUCUGUCGAAGUAUAUAAGUUUGAUGCCUGCCAAAGUGCUUGACAAAGUGAAUCUGAGUUCGCACGUCGUCAUCUGGGUUUCGACACUUGUGCUUGUUUCCACAAAGCUGCAACUUCUAUGGUGCACUGUCCCCAAAUGGAGGACAUUUUCAAUCCAACAAAUUUGCUACGCAUUUAUCUCCAUAUAAAUUGAUUGUCAAGCAUCAAAUGUACAUAACAGAGUAGCUUUGUACCCUUCCACAGCGAACUGUGAUUUAUACAUAUCAACCAUGAGCUAUGCAGGCAUUAGAUCAUCAGUUGACAAUAAGUUUGCACCUUUUUUCUUUUGCGAGUCGUGUAGUAUUUUGCAUCCCCCCUCCUCCCCCUCUGAACUGACGAACAUUUUGCAUGGGAGAUUACAAGGACAACCAAAAUCUCCAUUAUGACAGAUCUCGCUUCCUAAAAAUCAAGUGGUUGGCAUAUGCUACUUUCCGGGGCUUGUAGCAGUGGCGUCCCAGGGCCGGGCGACCCUGGGCACUUGCCUGGGCUCCUCUCAGCCCCAAAUGAGAGGAUGUCCACUGCAUGCAGUUGAGCUGGGCAAAAAAAAAAAACUUCACCAAUGCACAGAACAAGGGCAGCUCUGCCACCUGCAACAUAUGCCCUGGCUCUAGGGUCCCCUGUAGAGCAGGCACUUGCACAACACCAAUUCAAGUCACCUCAUCUCAGUUAGUCUCAAACGACAUAUUCCCACCAGCUGUUGUGAAGGCCAUGCUCUACCCUGGAGCUAUCAUGAGCAGCCUCACUAAAAGCAUUGCAUUUCCAAGGUGGAGUGACCUAUUUGACAUUUACAACCUGACAGAAGCCAAAAAUGCCUCUGCCGUAGUUGAUCUCCAGCGUCUAGAGAUACUUGCUGGGAGCUACUUCUGUGUUGCUGGAGCACUUGUCGGCAUCAUAAAUCCUGGGAGGAUGACUUUGUUUGGUACCCUUUUGGUUAUCUGGGGUCUAGUGAAAGAAGCACUGUUUGGGAAACCAAUGAACAGCGAUCCAACACAAUCAACUUAUGUCUACCCGACCAUUUUGAUCGCACUGAUCUGUGCAUUUAUGUCAAUAACAUACAAUGUAAAGAAGACGGCAAAAAGUAGUCCUCCUGUUUCUAUCGCGAAGCCACUGAAAAGUUCUGCCAAGUCAAAACUGAAGUAGACAUUGUUGCAAUUUUAAUCCCUGUAACUCAUUUCCCCUAGUUAUGUGCUAAAGACACGUCUGAGGGUAAUCUGAGGAUGUUUUUGGUGUAUCUCAAUUUCAAUACUGUAACAUUCACUUUUCUCCCUUGCAAGUGACGAUUCAUGUUGUCACUCAUCUGUAAUGUUGACCAAAAAACAUAUCUGUAAUGUUGAUAAAAAACAGCUAAAUCUUUUCCCCCUCAAAAGUUAUGCUGUAGG
Molecule: messenger RNA, 2633 nt
Organism: Panicum hallii
Lineage: Eukaryota; Viridiplantae; Streptophyta; Magnoliopsida; Poales; Poaceae
Exons: 3
Coding region: 1777-2394 (205 amino acids)
Source: RefSeq, a predicted model, not a curated record